Messenger RNA from Odocoileus virginianus texanus, 2250 nucleotides. RefSeq names its product keratin 12 (gene KRT12). The record is from RefSeq and is a predicted model, not a curated record. Lineage: Eukaryota; Metazoa; Chordata; Mammalia; Artiodactyla; Cervidae. Gene Ontology annotation, biological process: epithelial cell differentiation; morphogenesis of an epithelium; intermediate filament organization. Gene Ontology annotation, molecular function: structural molecule activity. Gene Ontology annotation, cellular component: cytoskeleton.
CUCGCUGACACCGCGCCCUCCUGAGCUGUAGGUCCUUCCAGCAGCGCCAUGGCCCUCUCUGUGCGCACCUCUGGGCUGCCUCAGUGGCUGUCCUCCCAGAGUGGGGCCCCGGGCAGAGCCAGGGGCAUGUCUGCCUCUAGCAUCGGCAGCAGCUACGGGGGCAGUGCCUUUGGCUUCGGAGGCAGCUCUGGGGGAGGCCUCUCUGCCACGUCCAUGUUCGGUUCCAGUGCUGGCUUCGGUUCUAGCUCUGGCUUUGGUUCCAGUGCUGGCUUUGGUUCCAGUGCUGGCGUCGGGGGCCUCUGCGGAAGCUCCUUUGCAGGAGGACUGGGCGCUGGUUAUGGAGGAGCUGGCGGAGGGGGCUUUGGAGGCCUGGGGAUUGGAUUCGGAGGAGGCUCGGGAGGGGGCUCUCUAGGGAUUCUCUCUGGCAUCGAUGGAGGUCUUAUUUCUGGAUCAGAAAAGGAAACCAUGAAAAAUCUUAACGACAGAUUGGCUUCCUAUCUGGAUAAGGUUCGGGCUCUAGAGGAGGCUAACACUGAUCUAGAAACCAAAAUUCGAGAAUGGUAUGAAACGCGAGGCUCUGGGACUGGAGACCCCGGGUCACAGAAUGACUACAGUAAAUAUUAUCCGUUGAUUGAAGACCUCAGGAAUAAGAUCAUUUCUGCCAACAUCGCAAAUGCCCAGCUUAUCUUGCAGAUCGACAAUGCAAGACUGGCUGCUGAUGACUUCAGAAUGAAAUAUGAAAACGAGCUGGCCCUGUGUCAGAAUGUGGAGGCUGACAUCAAUGGCCUGCGCAGGGUGCUGGAUGAGCUGACCCUGGCCAGAGCUGACCUGGAGACGCAGAUUGAGACCCUGAAUGAGGAGCUGGCCUACCUGAAGAAGAACCAUGAGGAGGAGCUCCAAAGCUGCCGGGCCGGCGGCCCAGGCCAGGUCAGCGUAGAAAUGGACGCUGCCCCCGGAGUGGACCUCACCAGGCUCCUCAACGACAUGCGGGCACAGUAUGAAACCAUCGCUGAGCAGAACCGGAAGGAUGCGGAGGCCUGGUUCAUUGAAAAGAGCGGGGAGCUCAGGAAGGAGAUCAGCAGCAACACGGAACAGCUUCAGUCCAGCAAGAGCGAGGUCACCGACCUGCGGCGCGCGCUUCAAAACCUGGAAAUCGAGCUCCAGUCCCAGCUCGCCAUGAAGAAAUCCCUGGAGGACUCGCUGGCUGAAACCGAGGGCGACUACUGCGGCCAGCUGUCCCAGGUGCAGCAGCUCAUCGGCAGCCUGGAGGAGCAGCUGCUGCAGGUGCGCGCCGACGCCGAGCGCCAGAGCGCCGACUACCAGCGGCUGCUGAACGUCAAGGCCCGCCUGGAGCUGGAAAUCGAGACCUACCGCCGCCUGCUGGACGGCGAGGCCCAAGGUGACUGUUUGGUGGAAAGUUCAUAUGUGACAGCCUCCACAUCUCAAGCACCAUCAACUGAUUCCUCUAAAGACCCUAACAAAGCCCGGAAAAUCAAGACAAUUGUGCAGGAAGUGGUGAAUGGUGAGGUGGUCUCAUCCCAAGUUCAGGAAAUUGAAGAACUGAUGUAAAAUUUCACAAGAUCUGCCCCAUGAUUAGUUCCUUAGGAACAAGAAAUUUAUAGAAAUUAUUCCUUUUAGAGUAAGAUGAUGUAUUAGUUCAAUCUCUGCUUCUGUUUGUUUCAUUUUCUUUGUAUUCCCUAUUCACUUUGAGUCUGUUUUUUUUUGUUUUUUUUUGUUUUUUUGGCCUUCAAAACAAAAUUUAAUUACAAAUCAUUGUGGAAAUGUGGGUCUUGAUAACAAAUCAAAAUCGCCUCACAUCUUUGUGGACCUGAGGUAGUCCUUUAAUAAACUUUCUUCUAGUGACCUAGAACAUAUGUUUAAUCACAGGACCUUAAUCGAGUAGUAUUGUUUUAAUAAAGUUAAUUUUAAUAAAAGGUGAAUGGUAAUAAUGUGAAAUGUGUACCUUCUUGAUGCCAACAAUAGAGUCAAGGGUGUAGAGAGAGGUUUGUGAAAUACUACUGAAGUCGAUAAAGACGGUGAGGCUGGAGAUUAAGUUAAGAAGAUUCUUGGGACUUCCCUGGGAGUCCAGUGGUUGGGACUUUACCUUCCAAGGCAGGGGGUGCAGGUUUGAUCCCCGGUCAGGAGCUAAGAUCCCUCAUGUCUCAUAGCCAAAAAUCCAGAACAUAAACGACAAAAGCAAUAAUGUAACAAAUUCAAUAGACUUUAAAAAUGGUCCACAUCAAAAAAAUA